CACCUUUUACUUCAUGGGGCGCAAAAGGAACAGGCCACAAGCGAAUACAGUCACCACUCAGCAAAAUACUCAAUCUUUGGGUUUUAAUGCUAAGAAGGAAAACAUGGGCAGGAAGAUGUCAGAGGGAAGUUUGUUAAAGAAGGGUUGUCAAGAUGUUAGCCACAUUGUAAGGGAUGAGUUAGGUGGUUCUUCUUCUGUCAAGAAGAAUAGGAAGUACAUUGAAAUAUCCUGCAUGUGCCAUCAAUGUCAAAGAAAUGAUAAAGGCAGAGUUGUGAGGUGCACAAAAUGUAGGAGGAAAAGAUAUUGCUUACCCUGUAUACGAAAUUGGUAUCCUCAUUUGAAAGAGGAGGACAUUGCUGAAGCAUGUCCCAUGUGCCGUGGUAAUUGCAACUGCAAAGCAUGCUUGAGGUCCGAUGUACUUAUCAAAGAAAUGAAGAUAAAAACAAAAACCAACGAAGAUGAGAAGGUCGAAUUCUCUAUGUAUUUGCUGCAUGUACUUCUUCCGUAUUUAAGAUUGAUGGAUGAAGAACAAAUGAUUGAGAAUGAGACAGAAGCUAAGAUACAGGGGAUCUCAGUCUCUGAGCUUAGAGUAGUACAGACAAUUUAUUUUAUGGAUGAGCGUCAAUAUUGUGACAACUGUAAAACGUCAAUAUUUGAUUACCACAGAAGCUGCACAAAAUGCUCUUUUGAACUAUGUCUCAUCUGUUGCCGUGAGCUUCGUAGUGGGCAGCUUGUAGGUGGUGCAGAUCCAAUUAUGUUGGAGUUUUCUAGUAAAGGUCGUGGUUACUUGCAUGGUGAAAAGGUAGAUGGAAGCGUAAACCAAACCGAAUCAAAUGAUGUUGCUAAGCCUGUGGUUCGCAAAUGGUCAAGAUCUGGAUGGCAUGCAGAAAGUAAUGGUAGAAUUCCUUGUCCAAAAGUCGGUGAUGAAUGUAACCAUGGAUUUCUUGAACUGAGAAGCGUAUUAGGUCAACAUUUUAUUACUGAUUUAUUGUGUAAAGCAAAUGCACUAGCACAAACAUUCGAGCUUGGGACCCCUGACAACUUCUGUAUGUGUUCAAGGCUUGAUAGAAACACAGAUGUUAGAUAUCAUGAUACGAGGAAGGCUGCUUCUCGUUCAGAUUCCGGUGACAACUAUUUGUACUGUCCUAGGGCUGCACAACCACAGGACGAGGAUUUAUGGCAUUUUCAGUGGCAUUGGGAAAAGGGGGAGCCUGUCAUUGUUAGCCAUGUGGUUGAUUGUGCAUCUGGCUUAAGCUGGGAACCACUUGUCAUGUGGCGGGCAUUCCGUCAGUUGUCUAAUACCAGGCGUGAACAACAUUUGAAUGUGAAGGCAAUUGAUUGCUUAGAUUUGUGUGAGGUUGAAAUUAACAUCCACCAAUUCUUUACUGGGUAUACAAAAGCUCGUGGGGAUUGGCUUGAUUGGCCUAAGAUAUUGAAGUUAAAAGACUGGCCAUCUUCUUGUUUAUUUGAGGAACGAUUACCUCGACAUUGUGCUGAGUUCAUAUGCUCCUUGCCAUUCAAAGAAUAUACCAAUCCUCUUGGUGGUUUUCUUAACCUAGCUGUAAAAUUACCUCUAAAGUGUCUGAGGCCAGACUUGGGGCCAAAGACAUACAUUGCUUAUGGAUUUCCUCAGGAGCUUGGACGAGGUGACUCUGUGACUAAGCUCCACUAUGAUAUAUGCGAUGCAGUAUAUGUGUUGGCUCAUAUAGCUGAAGUUCAAUGGGAACCGAAGCAUCUUACUGCCAUUGAGAAGCUGAAACAAAAGCACUUUGAGCAAGACAAAAGGGAGCUACUGAGUGAUGAUCAGGAUGGAGAAACUAAUGUUGACACGCAUUAUAAUAUAUCUUCUGCCCUAAAUUCCUUGGAGAAGCAAAAUAGUGUCCAAGUCUUGGAAAACAAAAGUGGAUGUUGUGAUGAGAAAGAAGCUGAUCAGUUUCAUCAACCCUCUGCUGGUAGUGAGGAUGGUCUUUCGUGCGGAUCAGAGCUCAACGAGGUUGACAGAGCAAAUAUGAAGGGAGAAAGUGAUCUGUCUUUUGCAGGGGAUGGUUCAGAAGGUGCACUGUGGGAUAUUUUUCGGAGGCAGGACGUGCCUAAAUUGGAGGAAUAUCUCAGAAAGCAUUUCAGAGAGUUUAGGCAUAUCAAUUGCCGUCCUUUAAAGCAGGUUAUUCACCCCAUCCAUGACCAGACCUUCUAUUUGACUGUGGAGCAUAAGAGGAAGCUUAAGGAGGAGUAUGGAAUUGAGCCCUGGACAUUCAUUCAGAAGCUAGGAGAUGCUGUUUUCAUUCCAGCUGGUUGUCCUUACCAACUCAGAAAUCUGAAGUCAUGUAUUCAGGUUGCUCUGGAUUUUGUUUCUCCUGAAAAUGUUGGUGAGUGCUUUCGUUUGUCGGAUGAAAUUCGUACACUUCCCGUAAACCAUGUGUCUGCUGAGGACAAAUUGGAGGUGAAAAAGAUGACACUAUAUGCCAUGCAAGAUGUCAUAACAACAUUGGAGAAGGCAAAGGUCUGAAGCAAAUAUUCAUUGAGGUGUUUUUAGGUUGGGUUUCUAUGCAUGUUCAUGACUGUAAGAAAGGUUCCAUAUUGUGUUUUUUCAACCACACAUGAAAAGGGUUUUUUUGGUGAACAUUAUACGACUUGUAAACCCAGUCUACCUUUUGAAAUUCUGAAUGCUCAAGCAAUGGAAUUUUUAGGGUUACAACUUCAUGCA
Molecule: messenger RNA, 2704 nt
Organism: Vigna unguiculata (cowpea)
Lineage: Eukaryota; Viridiplantae; Streptophyta; Magnoliopsida; Fabales; Fabaceae
Product: lysine-specific demethylase JMJ25-like
Source: RefSeq, a predicted model, not a curated record